AUGUGCCAGUUCAUCCAAGUGCAAGAGUUUUGUCCGUGCCCAGCCGAUGACAAGUGCCGGCGCAUCGACGAGUCGGUGUCGACGCCGUACGGGCCGCGCCACUGUGUCAACCAGACGGCGCUGGUGACGAUCGUCUGCAAGCCGCGGCGGUUCAUCAUGUCGCAUGCGGCCUUUGCGGCGCGCGAGUGCCCCAACACGUCCGAGGGGUCGAAGAAGGGCCCCGGGGGCGACAGCUGCCUGAACUUUCUGUAUGACGUCUGGGCGGCCCGUGACACAAACUGCUGCGCGGCAAGAGUCGGUGUAUGGCGUGUUGUCUUGCUGUAG
This is a messenger RNA of Akanthomyces muscarius, 324 nucleotides long. RefSeq lists its product as uncharacterized. The coding region runs from base 1 to 324 and encodes 107 amino acids. The transcript is spliced from 3 exons. The record is from RefSeq and is a predicted model, not a curated record. NCBI's taxonomy places the organism in Eukaryota, Fungi, Ascomycota, Sordariomycetes, Hypocreales, Cordycipitaceae.